UGGAAUUGUAAGGUAACCUAGGUAUUACGGAAUGCUCUGGGGCGCAGGUGGUGGCUAUGACGUUUUCAUCCAACUGCCAAACGCACUGCAAUCAAACAACAGACAGACACAUGGGCGUCGUCUUUGAUCCCUACCGCCCCCUUAAACCCCGAGAAGCUCUGCAACCUGCUUGCCGCCCGCCACCCAUUGUCCACCGAGUUUAAGCUGGCUGCGAGGAGCAACAUGACGGGCGUGGCAUAAUCUCAUCCGCCCGUCGUUGCUGUUGCUGGUUCCGACCCCCGUUCCCCGCUCCCCCCUCGCAUCCUCAUCGCCCAACAUAACGAGCCCCGCUAUCGCUAUCGGGGUCGAGAUCGCCGCGUGACCCCCGAGAAGAUGUCGUUCGCAUCAAGAGUCGCUGCCUCGAACAACCACAGCCGCCGGGUCGGCAGCGUUCAGAGCGUCCACGAUGGCGUCAAACGGAACCGCGCCGGCUCGAGAGCCGGCCAGAGCGUUGUCUCGCGAGACGACGCCUACUCGUACGCCCUCCGUGUCGCCCUCCUCCACUACCUCCUCCAGCCGCGGAAGAAGCGAAAGGAGUACGUCAACGCCCCAAAGCCCGUAUCUCGUGUCCACACGUCGAGCGUCGGCGACCUGAUGAAGGAGCUUGUACCAAGCGGCUCGUCGUCCAUCAAGCUACCCCACAACUUCCGCCAUGCACUCGAAAAGCGCAUGUCUCUCGUCCUGCAGGGUGUCGAAAAAAUGCCCGGCUAUAACGAUCCUCCGGUGAAGAGAACCUUUGCUGAGGCCUACACGGCCUUUACGGCCAAGGAUUUUGCCAAAUCCAUUGACAAGGACCGCAAGGUCGAGCCUCUUGUCUUGAUCUUCUACUCGUCGGCGACAAAGGCGCAGGGCCGCGGCAAGGCGCCCGACGACCAUGCCUGGAAAGUGCUGGUCGACAGGCAUUUGGCCAUGUUCAUCCGCCUUCUCUCCAGUAUCCUCAAAGAUCUCGGUGGCGAGCGUGAUCGUCCCGAGCUCGUCAGCCGCCUCAACACGCUCGAGAAGAAGCUUCUUACGAACGACCAAAACUUGUUCCUCGACACGGGUCAGGCUGAUCAUUCCUUUGUCGAAGUCGAUAUCCCUCUCACCUACGAGGUUAAGGAUAUGCAGAUGGUUCAGGCCGUUGCCAAGAUAUUUGGUAUUUCCCACAGCCAGGUGCAGACUGAUCUGGACACCAACAUAUCGGCCUGGACCGAGGACGCUGCUCUAAAGGAUUUCAAGACCUACCAGUUCAGGCUCGCGGCAAACAUGCCUGGCACGUUGCAGAGACAGGAUUUUGAUGUAGAUGAUGCUUUUGAGGAGUGGAAGCGACAUGAGGGUCCUCAUCUGGCUAGAAUCUUUGCCGAAAUCCUAAGCGUUCGUCCCGAUCUGAGGAAGGCAUCCACGUCUGGAAAUGAUAAAAGCCUUCCGGUUCGCCCGAACUCCAUGUACGGGGAAGACCAGAGUUAUGCCGAUUUGGGCAAGAUGCUCUCCAAUACCGAUCCUAACGCUCUUGGCUUCGACCAAUCUGUUAGUCUGGGCUCGCUCUCGCUUGACGAUACAUCCACUAUACGGAGCGUUGACGAGCCGAGCUAUACAUUCAUCCCCACUGACCCCCGGGCUGUUUACAAGGCCAUUCUUCAGUAUGCCACGGCGUACGAUCAAUCCCAGCCUGAGACAGAUUCUCCCCUUUCUGAGGAGUCUACUGACCUCUUGAUUGAGCUAUCUGGUCGGUGGCGUAUCCCGCAAUUUUCUCGCUAUGUCACUUUUGUCGAGGUUGCAACUAGAAGGUUCAUCGACCAAGAGAUGGCACCGGAGCAGCUUUACGAGUGUCUUGACCUCGUUAAACAACCGCUACCUGAACCCAAAAAGCCGUCCAUGAUCCAGAUGUACACGUCCAGUCUGCCAGACAUCAGCUCAAGCAGAUGGACUAUGGUGGACUUCGCAGCAUACCAGCAAGCACUGAGGGAGCUUCACGAAGCAUUGCUCCGAGACCUCUACACUACUUUGAUGCGAUGCUACGAGACUAAACCGCCCAGCGUCGGCGUCACAAUGGCCCUCCUCAGUGAUCAUAUUUAUAACGACCCCGCCUUUUCACAACGGCCUGAAGAUGCUGUCGAGUAUUCUAGGCAUUUGGAGAAUGGGCUGCGCAAGCAAGCUGCCCAGGCCUACCGAGAUCAACUGGAUUCCAAAAUUCCCCGGAACCAGUUGGAAUGGAAUUUUGGGCACGUCGUCACGCUUGGCAAGGCGGUGGUCAGUCUUGUCGAGCGGACUAAGAAGCGCUACAAGAAGAAUCCAGAAGUCAUGGGCGUCAGCCCUUUUAAAAUUCUGGUGGAGUCAACGUUUCCGAGUUUUGAAGAGGAUGCUCAAGAGUUUAUAAAACGCGUCCUGGAAACUGCUUCUGAGCGCAACGAAGAAGUCGCACUGGAAGACGGCUUUGACCUCUACAAGGAACUCGUUGAAAUUAGGAAGAUCCACGUAGAUUCGCUUCCGGGAAAACCGUUCGCCUUCAGCAUUGAGAGCCUUCUCGAGGGCUUUAUUUGGCGUUGGAUCAGGAACACCGAAGAAAAGACGCCCGAGGUGGUUGAAGGGGCAGUCAAGCACGAUCAGUUCACGCUCCAGACCCAUAAUCCAGAUGGCAUUCCAAACGAUGACGAACGCCAUAGCAGUUCUAUUGUGGACACGUUCGCGCUCUUUAACGUGACUGUGGACCAGAUCCUCCAGUUUGAAUGGGGUGACGAAGUCCAUCACGCAAAGUUUAUGACGGCAGUUUCGAAAGGGUUUGCUGCUGGCAUUGGCCGUUACUGCGAGCUUGUUGAGCAGCAAUUCGCCAGGGAAAUGGAACGACAAACCUCACAGGAGGUUCUUGCCACUUCAAAGACGACACAGGAAAAGUUUUUCCAAUAUGCGAAAGACGCGUGGAACACGAAAGAAAGGAUUGAACCUUUUCAGUUCCUCCCCGAGUCAUUUGUGAAAUUCAACAACAUCGAAUGGGCCAUGCAAGCUCUCGAUAAGCUGGAGAAGAAGAUAAACGUAGACAGGUGUGCCGAGGUGCUCCGCACGGCGGGCGGUCCGAAACCGGUGGUUAAGAAGCCCGCUCAUUAUGUGUUCACGAUCAAGAUUGUGGAGGCCGAGGACUUGAAAGCGUGCGACCCAAGCGGAACCAGUGAUCCCUAUGUUGUGCUUUGCGACGAGUAUCAAAAGCGCCUCGCCAAGACCAGGAUCGUCAUGCGCAACCUGAAUCCGCGAUGGGACGAGUCAAUUGACAUCACUGUUUCGGGAGCGCUCAACAUCAUAGCAACCAUCUGGGACUAUGAUACCUUUGGGGACCAUGAUUUUGUUGGGCGGACUUCGCUUAAGUUGGACCCGGUUCACUUCAGUGACUACCUGCCGAGGGAGUUUUGGCUCGACCUCGACACGCAAGGCAGGCUCCUGCUCCGGGUUAGCAUGGAGGGUGAGCGUGACGACAUACAAUUCCAUUUCGGCAAGGCCUUCCGGCAUCUGAAGCGGACGGAGCGUGACAUGGUGCGCAAGAUCACCGAAAAGCUCACCCCGCAUAUCAACGCCUCUCUCUCGCCCGAGGCCCUGCGCAGCCUCCUAUCUCGCGGGCUUGCUGCCUCGAUGGCCAGCUUGUGGAAGAAGCGACAGUCCAACGCACCGCUGGUGACGGCCGCAGACGUCGAAAAUGCUCUAAGGCCGCUGUUUAACUACUUUAAUGAUAACUUUGCCAUCAUGAAGCAGACGCUAACCGACGCUACUAUGGUGGCUGUUAUGACGCGACUCUGGAAGGAGGUUCUAAUGGCCAUUGAGAACCUGGUCGUGCCUCCCCUGUCAGAUAAGCCUUCGACGCAGAAGUCGCUCACGCAGUCUGAGAUGGAUGUCGUGUACCGCUGGCUGGAGAUGCUUUUCGCGUUCUUUAACGCCAGGGACGUGACGGGUGAGGUACUGGGAGUUCCAGCGGACGUGCUAAAGUCGCCUAAGUGGCAUGAAUUAGCGUCGCUUAACUUCUUCUACUUCGACUCCACAGAGAACCUUAUCCGUACGUCAGAGCGCAUGGCGGCAGCUAACGUGCAGCGAGCCCAGCAACAGCAGCUGACAGAGCGGAGCGGUUUGGGAGCGAGUUUGGUGAACAACAGGCUGUCGGCGCCGCCCACAUUCGGGGCGACAUUCAGCGGGGCCGGGGCAUUCGGAAGCCUCGGCACGAUUCGGCGCGGAAAGAGCAUCAUGAUGAGCCGAAACCUGGGAACGAUGCGGCGGGCAAAAGAAGAGAAGCGCAAAGAGGCGCAAGCAGAUCCAAGCGACGACAUGAUUUUGCGUAUCCUCCGCAUGAGGCCUGAGGCAGCGGCCUAUCUCAGAGAUCGACAGCGGCAAAAGGAGCGCAUGGCAGCCACGCAAGCAGCAGCCAUGAUCGUCCGGCAGAGCGUCACGCAAGGAUUUAACGCAGGUCCGGCCUUUGGAGGUGCUCUCUAUGGGAGAAAUAACCUGCCUAGGCGAUAGUGGCCUGUGGUGGAUAAUGUAUAUGUUUACUUUCUUUGGACGUACAUGCCGUAAGUCUGCAUGGAUAGGAGACAAGAGGGGGGGAGAAAUAAUGAUAAUGACCCCUCCUCGAAUUAGCGCAGAUAUAUGGGUAACUGGUGGGGGUUGCUUUUACCUGGUUUGCUUAUCUUAUUUCCGUUGUUGAGGCAUCUGUCAAAGGCUAUGCCAUCUCCUUUUCUCUCAGUGUUUACAUUUAGCGUUUCGGUAUCGUCACUGUUUCUCUUGGGAAAGGGGGUUUAGUCGAUAUUUAUAUAAUUUGUUAUAACCGGGCCCUUAGCUGGGUACAUUGAUUCAACUACCCGGCACUUGAAGUUAU
This is a messenger RNA of Lasiosphaeria miniovina, 4867 nucleotides long. RefSeq lists its product as uncharacterized. Lineage: Eukaryota; Fungi; Ascomycota; Sordariomycetes; Sordariales; Lasiosphaeriaceae. The transcript has 3 exons. The record is from RefSeq and is a predicted model, not a curated record. The coding region runs from base 373 to 4512 and encodes 1379 amino acids.